Molecule: messenger RNA, 3512 nt
Organism: Sebastes umbrosus (honeycomb rockfish)
Lineage: Eukaryota; Metazoa; Chordata; Actinopteri; Perciformes; Sebastidae
Product: hippocalcin-like protein 4
Exons: 4
Coding region: 187-762 (191 amino acids)
Molecular function (GO): calcium ion binding
Source: RefSeq, a predicted model, not a curated record
CAUUCAUCUUCUUCCAGAGAGAGAGAGAGGAGAGUUAACGAGAAGGUUACUGUACAUGAGGGAGGAACUGCUCUGGACCAAAACACUGCGGAGAGAAUAGCUGCAAAAGCAAAAGCAGAGACAUUUGUUUGUAUAGCUGUGAGGAGCUUAUUCUUCUUCCAAACAUCACAGGAGAAGUGAAGCAUCAUGGGGAAACACAACAGCAAGCUGGCUCCGGAGGUUCUAGACGACCUGACCAAGAACACUGAAUUCAACGAGGCGGAGCUCAAGCAGUGGUACAAAGGCUUCCUCAAGGACUGUCCCUCUGGCAUCCUCAACCUGGAGGAGUUUCAGCAGCUCUACGUUAAGUUUUUCCCAUAUGGUGACGCCUCAAAGUUCGCCCAGCACGCGUUUCGGACGUUUGACAAGAACGGCGACGGGACCAUCGACUUCAGGGAGUUCAUCUGCGCCCUGUCCAUCACUUCCAGGGGCAGCUUCGAGCAGAAACUCAACUGGGCCUUCAACAUGUACGACCUGGACGGGGAUGGGAAGAUCACACGCAUGGAGAUGCUGGAGAUCAUUGAGGCCAUCUACAAGAUGGUCGGCACUGUGAUCAUGAUGCGUAUGAACGAGGACGGGCUGACCCCGCAGCAGCGCGUGGACAAGAUCUUCUCCAAGAUGGACAAAGACCACAACGAUGAGAUCUCCCUGGAAGAGUUUAAAGAGGCCGCCAAGUCUGACCCCUCCAUCGUCCUACUGCUGCAGUGUGACAUGCAGAAGUAGAGAGAGGGACGGGUGGAGACACAGAGGGAGGGAGGGAAGGAGGGAGGGAGGGAGGGGAGGGACGGGGGAAGAGUUGAACUGAAACAAGAGAAGGAAGGAGGAUGAGAGAAGGAAGGGAGAGACGCAGUGGGGAGGAGGAGGAGGAGGAGGAGGAGGAGGAGGAGGUAGGGAAGCUGUUUUCCUUUUUUUUUGAGGCAGUGAUGAUGGCAAUGAGCCGUGUUUGGAACACAGUGGACCUCUGGUUGAUGCCAUUCUUUUCUUCCAGGCCGUCCCGUUGUGCAACUCUGCUUCAGUCUAGCCGGGUGUCUUUACACGUCCAAUCUGAUGAUCUGUGAAAAGAGGAAAUUCCUCCAACACCUUUGGCACAGAGAUAUUGAUUUACACCCUGCAGUACAAUAUACUGCUGGUGAUUUAAGUGCAGAGGUCAGCUCUCUUUUUAGAACACCUGCACCUUCGUCUUGUUUAUACCCAACUUUCUUAUUUGUAUAAUAGUGAAUGGUUUGCCCACCCUUUUCAAGACCUUGAUCUUAAAAGAUUUAAUUGCAAUUUAACAUGGAUUUCAAUGGACAUGACAAGAUAGUUUUGUAAGACACGCUUUCUUUCGGGGAGUUAUGUGAUAAGAUCGAUACCACUAUAAUAUCUGUUAACUGUGAAGCUACAGCCAGGAGACGGUUGGCUUAGCGUGGCUUAGCAUAAAGACCUAAUAACAGGGAUAAAGAGUAAAGAAAUCUGCCUAACAGCACCUUCAAGGGCGCUUUCACAAGCCAACAUUUAGUCCAUUUUAAUGGAACUCUGUUGCGGUCCUUAGCAACUGGUCUGAGACCGCUUGUCUCGAACCGUUUCCAAGCGAACCAAAAUGCAACCUGCCUGGGCAUUUGUUGAGAUACAGACACAGGUAAACGAGAGGUUAACAUGAGUGGGAGAGGACUGACCUGGACUUCUGCAUAAGUCCAAUGUUUGCUUGACAUCUGGGCUGAAGAGAACAUAUAGAAUAUGUCAAAGUGAAAAAAACUUUGACAGCAAUAUAUCAAAGUCUGCGAUUCCCUUCAUAGAAUUGGCAGCUCUCCAGACAGAAAUGAUAAAUCCUCUCCUUCGUACACGCCCCUCAGCAAAUUAAUUUUAUAAUUUGGUCCGCUUUAAUUUGUGCACUGUGAUACCGAACCAGACUAAAUAGAAAACAAACCAAAAGUAUCAAUUUCACUCUGAUUCGGACUAACCUAAACGGACUAUGGCUUGUGAAAGUGCCCUAAAAGUCACUAAUUAACACAUUCUAUAUUGUUUACAAAGUGUAAAAAUGACCAGAUGUGGUUCUACAGAGGGUUUUGUGGAGUCCUCGCUGGUUACCUGGCAAACCCACGGUGACGACAAACAAGACUUGAGGAAGUAAAUGCUCCCGGCCAAGAAAUAGUCUGGUUUAUAACCCCUGGUAUGACAGCAACUUGUCAGUUUUUAUACUUCAAAUUUUUCUUUAGCUUUCGGACUUGGUCUUUAUGCUAUGCUAAGCUAAACUAAUUGUCUCCUGGCUCCAGCUUCAUAUUUACCGCACAGAUAUGAGAUAUCGACGUUCUCAUCUAACGCUUGUCAAAAAAGCAAAUAAACAUAUUCCCUGAAAUGUUCGUUUAAUGUCUUACGCUAGUGUUAAUUCUGGCACCCAGACUUCGGAAAGUCAGCCGGUGUUUUGAUGCUGUGCACCACGGUAUAGUUUGAAAAAAGGAAUGGCAUUAAACCAACAAAAGGCCUGUUGUUUGUUCCACACAGAGCAACAAGAGAGAAGCAGAUGUUAUGCUGAUAGAGAAAAUGAACAAUACCAUGAGCUGUGUGUGUGUUUGUGUUAUGGUGUCCAUACGAGUAUGUGAGAAUGUGUGUACGAGCAAAAUAUACACUUCUUGAACCCAGAUCAAACUGCCCACUCUGUGUGUGUUUGUGUGUGUGUGUGCAGUUGCCAAAUCCACUGCCAGUUCUAUUUUUCCAGGCGCUGAAACAAAGCAUUUCCGAUAGAUUACAGUGCGGCGUCCACACGCUUUACCCUCCAAAUAUGAGGCAGGCAGGUGAUGAAUGACUCAGACGGCUGCCUCCAGCAGCAUGGCGAGGCAUACUGAUGUGCUGCUCAGCGACUUCGGCCUGCGCCUACUAAGCUUUUCCACACAUGCUGAAAUCAAUAUCUUAUCAAAAUGAUUACAUGUGUUUUUAUUAAAAGGACAUGUAAUUAGGUUAGAAUAAAGCCUCGUCCUCCGCAUAAUCUAAUCUGGGCUUUCUCCAGACAGUGAACAUGUUCUUUAUUUGAAUGUCAGCUACAGUUUUUCAGUGGGCCGCGGCAACAGGAAAUUAACAUUUAACAUUCAGCUUCAUAUUACUAAUAGUUAGGGCUGUCAACGUUAACGCAAAUUGGUUUUAACGUCACUAAUUUCUUUAACGCAUUAACGCAACUUGACAUUUUUAGGUUGUAACAGGCUCAGUUUAAAAGCUAGAGUGAAGAUAGUGGCAUCAUAUGAAACAAGAAAAUAACGCUCAAAACUAGAAAAAAGCUAAAUUUUGGCGAGAACAAACUGGCUUUGGUCAUUUCCAGAGGGGUCCCUUGACCUUUGACCUCAACUAAUUUCAAAAUAGAUCACAGCUAAUUAUUUUUUUUUUAAAAACCCACUAUUUUUAUUAACAGGUUCAAUUAAAAAGGAGAAUUUAAUUAUGUUUUAAUGAGUUAUUACAGUUGGUAAAUGUGCGUUGGAUACUAUUACUGUCUCUGCACCAAAAAA